Molecule: messenger RNA, 1518 nt
Organism: Medioppia subpectinata
Lineage: Eukaryota; Metazoa; Arthropoda; Arachnida; Sarcoptiformes; Oppiidae
Source: the annotation of a GenBank genome assembly
AUGGCACCAAACAAAACUCCUGCGAAGAAUCCGCCGAAAGGCAAAGCAAACGAAACACCGAAUGCGGGAAACGAUGGCCAGAAGAUGGCCGAAGAAUCAGAAGAUCAGAAGAAGUCGAGCGAUGAAAAGGCACCCGUGAAGGGAGGAGAGAGCGCUUACGGAAAGGUCAAGGCUUCGGGUAAGAAAGAGGAGAAGAAGAAAGCACUUCCGGCCGCCAAUUAUAACGCCUCGGGUCUCGUCGCCAAAGAGUCCAAAGAGUUUCAAUUGGUUCGAGAAUAUCUCGGAAGUAAGAACUAUCAACUCAUCGAAUCCAUCGGUUCCGGAAACUACGCGGAGGUCUACAAGGCUUAUAUGGCCGACCGGAACCGUUAUGUGGCCGUCAAAGUGAUCGACUUAACCAAAACCAAUGACAACUAUCGGAUCGGAUUCCUGCCGCGAGAGAUAGAAAUCCUUCGGACUCUCAAACAUCCGAGUAUUAUAAAGACAUAUGAAGUCUCGCAGACAGUGAACCGAAUCUUCAUGAUAAUGGAGUUCUGUCAGUUCGGAACUGUCACCGAUUGGUUACGAGAUAAGGGAGGGUUCACUGAACCCAACGCCUGGGAAAUGAUCAAAAAGGUUGUGGAAGGACUGAAUCACAUGCACUCCGCCCAUAAGAUAGCGCACAGGGAUCUCAAGCUCGAGAAUAUUCUCAUCUCCGACAAUUUCACUGAACCCAACGCCUGGGAAAUGAUCAAAAAGGUUGUGGAAGGACUGAAUCACAUGCACUCCGCCCAUAAGAUAGCGCACAGGGAUCUCAAGCUCGAGAAUAUUCUCAUCUCCGACAGUAAGAGUCCAAAAAUCAGUGAUUUUAGUUAUUCAGUGGUUGUGGACGAGAAGGAGAGGCAGUCGACAACAUUUUGCGGAUCCAUUCCCUACUUCGGGCCCGAAAUACUGCAGCGAAAGCCACACAAUCCGUUCGUAUCUGAUAUGUGGAGUCUUGGCGUCUGUUUCUAUAUUAUGGUUAACGACGGACUGCCCUUCAAAAUAGAUGAUGAAAAGGAAAUGCUUAGAAAACAGUUGGCCGGCGAAUGGGAUUUCAAGAAACGGGUCGUCGAUAAGCUCUCCAAUGAACUCAAAGCUAUGAUCCGCAAAAUGAUUGAACCGGACGUCACCAAAAGGGCCACAAUUGUGGCCAUAAUGAAUGAUCCGGUAAAGCAAGUUUUGGCCCGAAACCCCAAUUGCAUCUACGCUUAUAUUUCCAUAUACAUCGGGAAUAAUGACCCGAAACCCGUAGACCGGAACUCGAGACCACUAAUUAAGACCGCUUAUGUUGAAGAGUUAUGCCAAUGCCUUCAUAUGAGAUCCUAUGAGGCCUUAAUCAUUAAUAUCGCGUACUUAUGCGGCAAUGCUAGAAGCAUACGAAUGUUAUACGUUUUGAGUCUCGAGCAAGGGAGCUUUCCGACUACUUUUAAGAUUACCGGCUGGUCAGUGCUGAGUCUUACCGUCUAUCACAGUCCGCAGUCCCGGCGACUGACUUGA